Lactuca virosa is the source of this 910-nucleotide messenger RNA. NCBI's taxonomy places the organism in Eukaryota, Viridiplantae, Streptophyta, Magnoliopsida, Asterales, Asteraceae. The record is from the annotation of a GenBank genome assembly.
AUGGUGAGGUGGGAUGAAGAUGCUGAUUCAAAAAACUUCGGUCCUCUGCAACUGACACAGGUCCUCUGCAACAUUCAAGUCUUUACAAAAGUGAUGCCUUCUCUUUUUGAUCCAAAUUUUGAAGACUUUUUUAUAAACACUUCAGAUGCAUAUCAAGUCAAAUCUCUAAAACUUGAGAUCAUUUCUUCCAUUGCUACAGAUGAAUCAAUCUCAGUUAUCUUUCAAGAAUUGCAGGGUUUGAUCACAACAGAGAGAAGUGGUGUUGACCCAGCAGCUUCACCAUUUGCAAAAUCCAUUGGAGAGGUUCAAAGUAUUGGACUCCGGGAGGGAUCCGAUCUCCUUCAAGUGGUCAAAAAGGUCAAACCUCAUGUCCUUGUUGGUUUUUCUGGAGUUGGAGACUUGGAGGUAUUUUCAAUGAGCAGGUUCGGAAGCUUGUGUUUUGGAGGACUUAGCAAAAGCUAUCAAUCUGGUGCAUAUCAGGAGGGAUCUUGUGGAAAGUGGUCACGCGUUGCUAAACCAUGCUUAUCACAAUCAACAAGAAUACGAAAGGACAACAAGCUAUUGAAUGGAGUUGUGAAUUCUCAGAAGAGUCUUGAAGAUUGUAAAUACGUGUCUGGAUUGUUGGAAGAGUGGUGGGAACAACUGGGAUCAACGGUUGUUGAUUGGGUGACGGUUGAUGGGCAAAAUGUGGCGGUUUGGAAUAAUCAUGUGAAACAACUUCUUGCUUUUUAUGACAAGGAACUUUUGUGAGUCUGUUUAUUUUUAUUUAGUUUGUGUAUAUAUUAUAUUAUAUAUGGUAUUCUUGUUAUAAUAUAUGGGUGUGUAUGUGUUCUUGAUUAUUUAAUGUUUUAGGGAGGGAUUUAAUGUUAGGUUUAGUUUGUGUAUAUAUUAUAUUAUAUAUUUAAUGUUA